AUGUUUGGAGAAGAGAACGUAAAAAAGAUAAACAGUAUUGCUCUUUCAAAUAAUACAAUUUCUCGUCGAAUUCAGGAUAUGUCUGAAGAUAUUGAGUUGACAGUAAUAUAUAGAAUAAAAAACAGUAAAAUUUUCGAUAUUCAAGUUUAUGAAAGCACCGAUGUUACCAAUUUCGCAGUUUUACUUGUUAUUGCAAGGUACUUAAAUAAUAAUGAAGUCGAAGAAAAUGUUUUGCUUUGUCAUUUAUUGUCUGAACGCACAACUGGUGAAGAUAUAUUCAAUGCUAUUGAUUGUUAUUUCAAAAAAAUGAGUAUUAAUUGGUCCAAUUGUUGUGGAUUAUGUACCGAUGGUGGAAAGUCAAUGUCGGGUAUAUAUUCUGGUCUUCGAGGUCGCGUUAUGAAAAUAGUUCCUAAUAUAAACUGGAGUCAUUGUUGUAUUCAUCGACAGAGUUUAGCAUCUAAAAACCUUCCAGGGGAACUAAAAGUCGUUCUUGAUGAAGCAGUUAAAUUAGUUAAUCUUAUAAAAUCAAGGUCUACAAAUUCGAGAAUAUUUAAAGCUUUAUGCGAAGUCCUCAUUCAAGUUUACUUUUUCACACAGAAGUAA
This is a messenger RNA of Macrosiphum euphorbiae (potato aphid), 603 nucleotides long. The record is from the annotation of a GenBank genome assembly. NCBI's taxonomy places the organism in Eukaryota, Metazoa, Arthropoda, Insecta, Hemiptera, Aphididae.